GCAGGCGGAGACGAGGCGGAGCUGGGAGGCGGCGCCGGAGGUGACCUCGCGGCAGGUGAGCGGCGGCUGCUGGCAGGUGACGGCGGGGCUCGGCGCGGCCGCCCCACCACGCUCUCUGCUCCCUGACCUUGGAGGGCCGGUGGCCCUGCAGGCCUGACUCCCAGGUGUUCUGUCCCAGACUUCGAAUUAUUUUCUUAAAUAUCAAGAUACUGUGGAGGGCGCUAUUCUCACACUUUGAGGUGUGAAGGACCCUCAUGGAGCUGUGUAAGGAGGCAUCCUUUAUCACUGCAGCUUCCUUUUCCCAUCACAUAUUUCCUUCACAAGAGGAUGGACAGAAGAAAAAGGUAAUAAAUCAUUGUUAGUCAAGAAGAUGUCUUCAGCACCUGAGUCUCCCGGCUUUAAAAAGGAACCACCCAAAGAGAAAGACUUUCAAAAUCCAGGGCUUAGAGGAGUCCGCACAACAACCUUAUUUCGAGCUGUGAAUCCAGAGCUCUUCAUUAAGCCUAACAAACCUGUAAUGGCUUUCGGAUUGAUAACUCUUUCGCUUUGCGUGGCAUAUAUUGGUUAUCUACAUGCAACACAAGAGAAUAAAAAGGACCUGUACGAAGCUAUUGAUAGUGAGGGACACAGUUACAUGAGGAGAAGAACAUCUAAAUGGGACUAAUAGUGCUGGAUAGCACCAGUGGAGCUUCUUAAAGGGCCCUGAAAUCUUCAAAGGAAAGACUUUGUGAGUGCAUAGUAUCAGCUUCUUGUUCUGGAAAGUGCUGAUGAGGAAAAAAAGGUAGCAGUUGCAGCCAGGCCCUGAGACUGCAGCCCUUACCUAAUUCUUUUUCCACAGUGGGAGCUUCUCAAUUAAGUCCUCGUAUCAAAGUGCCAAGAGAACGGAAGUUGUUUUUGUUAAUUAUUAAGUUCUAUAUAAUAAAAGAACCCAAUGCUGUGAAAUUUGCAGGGUAUUUUUAAUGUUUUAA
This is a messenger RNA of Canis lupus familiaris (dog), 968 nucleotides long. It is a transcript of the gene SMIM8, whose product is annotated as small integral membrane protein 8. The record is from RefSeq and is a predicted model, not a curated record. The transcript has 5 exons. NCBI's taxonomy places the organism in Eukaryota, Metazoa, Chordata, Mammalia, Carnivora, Canidae. The coding region runs from base 371 to 664 and encodes 97 amino acids.